CGCUCACUCACCAACAUCUACCAAAUGGAGAAUUAGAAAAUCCGAAUUGUGGAAAUGGAGGAUGCUCGAAAACGUUUAUUGUGUUUUUACGUUUUGUUAUUUUGGAGUCUGCAUGCAGUUUACGUCUUUGGAAUGAUGCCUAUGGCAAACGAUUAUGAAUGGAGCACGUGGGGCAACUGGUCCGACUGUGAAAACAAGCUUACGGGUUCGAAUCCGUGCUACGGACGGCAGAAUCGCACCCGGUCCUGCUACUGGAACCCUGCAUUAAAUUCUCCAAAUCAAACGUGUGAGGGAGAUUGUACCAACAUAACAAAUCCGAACUGCACGUGCACUCCUUUUGACCAAUAUGCUGUUCAGCCGGACAGUAUGUGUAUUGAUGGCGGAUCAUCAAGUAGGCAUCAAGACGUCCCGUGCCCGCUCACUGUUGAUGGUGGUUGGUCAGACUGGAUCAACAUCUCGUGCAGUGUCUCGUGCGGUAGUGGUCAAUUCCACAGGUAUCGUACCUGUGACAACCCAAGUCCGUGUAAUGGCGGACAAAAUUGCAUUGGAAACGACACAAUGGUACUCCCGUGUCAGCAACCGACUGUUGAUGGAGAAUGGUCAGAAUGGGGCAACUGGUCAAGAUGCUCAGUGUCCAUUGGAACAGGAAGCACGACAAGAGUGAGGACUUGUGACAACCCGCCUACCUGUGAGGGAAUAUUUUGUGUAGGGGAAAGCAACCAAACAGAAGAGUGUGAAGUUUUACCUACAUGUUUCAGCAACAAUGUAUUGGAUCCAUUAUACUCCUCCAUUGACAACCCGAUGUCUAUCUACAUUGCUGCUAAUUUCGACAUAUACUCUAUCGUUCAGAUAUACUACCAGGAUAUAUAUUGCAAAAGACAAAAUCUCUCUCCUUACUAUGUUUGGAAUGUUUACUACAGCCCAACGUCAUCCAGCAAUGAAACGCACAUCCUCCACACGACAGAGACGAACCUUCCCUUCUCCGCCAGCGAGUUAGGGUUGUAUAGAGUUGUCCUGAGGGUGCACUAUCGUGGUGGAUCGCCGAUCUGGCUGGAAGAUGAAAUGUACAUCAGUGUAUCAUAUCCUCCUCCCUACGCGGCCAUUGUAGGCGGGUCUGUCCGUAUGCUGGGUGCAGGUGUCCACACAAUAGACGGACUCACUUUGUCGUACGAUAUGAGUAAAGGUGCUGGCCAUACGUCAGCACUAGAAAUUGCAUGGGUUUGUACACCACUUGCUGUUGCCUCGUUCUACGACUUGCUUAAUGUCGACAUCGAUGAAGAGAUUCUCUUUCCUGAUGACCUAUCAACAAACCUUUGGUCUAAUCAUAGCUUUGUAAUGGACCGGAUCGAUGACUUGCUUCUUGCUGUGGACAACUUCACCUUCAUUACCUAUCUCAAUGGCAAUCCUCUAAAAGAAGAAUUCUGUAACUUUUCCCUGAGCCCAAAUUUCACAGAAGAAUUUAUCCGGUUUGACAGAGAUAUAACACGUUAUGGAUAUAUGUAUGCAGAUUUGGUGAACUUGAUAGACAUAAUCACAGAAAAAGUGGACUAUUUUCAAAAAUUUCUUACUUUCACCGAUUACUCUGUUUCUUCUCCUUCCAUGGCAACAAUUAAGACCGAGGUUCAAAACUGGCUCAACACAGUUCAAACUGAAUUCACGCAUUUGACAAGAUUACGAUAUAUCAUAAAUAGCAUACAAAUUUUAAUUCCGGAAAACAAUGGGGCAGACUAUUAUUAUAUUUGCCAAAAGAAAGAUUCGGAUUAUACAUCUUUAAUAGGGUUUUUGGUUGAGGCUCCUGUGCGAAUUCAAGCCCUUCCCCUCUCGGAUUGGAACACGCUGGCUUUGGAGGAUGAGCAACUGAGAAAUACUACCGAGAUCUACAUUCAACAACAAUCAUGUUCAGACUUCACAAAACAAUCUGAUGGUAAUGCUGGAUUAGGAAUAAGUGACGUAGAUGUUUUAAAUUCUGUAGGAUUCCUUAUUACAUUGAGAAUUAGUGCUAAUGAUUCUUAUAGCUAUUUUCAGCAAAGAAUCCAAGCCGUUCCAGGGGAUCCUCCAGCCAUCGACAUCAGUUGCCGCCUAAACUGCUUACCAAAGACUGCAAGUAGCUCAAUUCUGUCUCUACGUGCAAACUGUUUUUCCUGUGACUACAAUGAACUCAAAUUCAUCAGCUACUUUUGGAAUGUAUACGAGUUUAACACAGCUACCAAAGUUAAAACUGAACUCCAAAAUUGGAAAGCUGGAUUAGAGAGUGAACUGAACUCUCCUGCAUUUGUGCUCAGUCCGUACAUGCUGUCGCCAGAUAGCAGUUACAUCAUUGAACUUAAUAUCACUCUUUUUGGGAACUCUUCAAGUUUGACUCUUGUUUUAAUCAAAACCAACUUACCACCAUAUGGAGGAAAGUGGGAGAUCGCACCAGGCAAUGGGCGAGCAGGAGUGACACAAUUUAACUUUAAAUUUCAAGAUUGGAAAGAUGAAGGAUAUAGGAAAAAGCGGGAUUCUAAUCUAGACUGGAAGGAAUCUCUUUUCUACAGAAUUUUUGCCAAGAAGGGAACAGAUGAACCGACUCUCCUUUUUCACGGUGCUGAACGGAAAGUGGGUGUUUACUUGCCGGAGGGAAACUCCUCCAACCUCUUUAACCUUGAGAUUCUACUGAGGAUUUACGAUAUUUUUGGAGACUUUACUGAAAAUAGUGUUACUGUCAAAAGCCGUCCAUCCAUUACCAAUACGACCAUAAGUCAAGUGUCAUCGUUUGUGGACACAGUGGAUGACAACAUAGAUUCGGCCAUUGGUUCAGGGAAUCUGAAGCUGGUCACGAUGUCUGUAGAAAAUGCAGCUUCAACUAUCAAUGACUUGGAUUUUCCAACAUCAAGUUUACCUGAAGAUACUGGAAGUCUUGUGGUCCUGCCAACAUCUGACGACAAUGGGACAAGCUACAGUUGGGAUACACUCUGGGCCGACUACAUCGAUCCACCAUUGAACACAGCUAAGGAAAACUUAUCUAUUGUGACGGAGCAGUAUUCCUCCAUAUUACACACCACCACAGUAGCCGAGCAAGGGGCCGGUAUGGUUACCGUCAAGCAUCUGGCUCAAGGGGUCGGCUCUGUCAUUAUGGAUCGGUCUCUUAUCGAUGUGGAUGUUGUGAAUACAGCAGUGACUACAAAUGACCUGAUAUUGACAAUGUUUCAUAACACGACUAUUGGAGACAAGUACCCACUCUUUGCGGACUACGAGACUACAUCCGAAUCAAUUUUGCGCGUGGCAGACAAUGCUUUAAAUAGCAUCAUCACAACCCGGACCCCUAACAACCCCACAAGUACAGAUUUGUACGACAUUCAACAGACCAUUAUAGGGAACAACGACUUUGUCACCUCCAACCCAGACAGCUUGGAGGACAUGACACCAAUGGAGCGUGCUUUCCUCGUCUCUCAAAUAUCCAAGUCACAGGGGCUGAGUAAAAAUGAAUCUGAUGAAACGGCUUUAAAAUUUGUACCUGAAAUCCUUGCGUCAUUGUCAUCGCUGGGAAAAGUGUUGAAAGGCAUGGUCCACAUGAAGCAACUUCCGGUGUCCGUCAACAGACCUGGCUUAAGUACAAGUAUGACGACGCUGACAUUACCCGAACUUACGAAGAGUCCGUUAGUAAGAAACAACAUCACGAUGGAGUUUUCUGGGUCGCAGGAUCAAGGUGUUGACAACAACGACGUACAGAUCACCGUAUUUGAGAAGAAUCCUUUCACGUGGGAUCCAGAGGCGCAGUACAUAACCUCAAAUGUGCUGUCCAUGUCAAUUAAGGACUCAAACGAUGAAGAAGUCAACGUAUCGGUCAAGGUCAAAUUUCCGAACAAAGGAGACAACAAUCCUAAAACCGUUUAUCUAGCUUUCCCAGUAGAUGCAAAUGAAAGUGCAUCCCAAUUUAUCAGCUACAAAUUCUUCUGGCAGUUUCCUGCAGAUGACAUGGCGUUCAGGUUGGAUGGCGACACACACGGUAUGAAGUUUGUCGUGUAUCUGAAAGGCGGCAGUGGAGCGACACGUUCCUCCUACGACUGGCGGUAUGAAAUACAGGAUAGCGAUGUGUACGACAGUUUCCUUGUGGUCGUCGUUCCUGGAGGGAUGUUCAAGCAGCAGGUCACAGUGUAUUUCACCGUCACUGUAGACUCAGUUCCUGAUGGGAGCGCAUCAAGAACUCGUCGUAGCGCUGGUAACGCUACAGCGUCAUCAGACAAUAGCACAAUCCCAGCCACGCGAGUUUUACCAUAUGACCUGACAGUGUGGACUUCAGGGUGCCGAGUGUGGAACACCGCUGAAGCAAAAUGGGACAAAACGUCGUGUCAGAUGUCUGCCGACUCAACAGCGACGGAGACCGUGUGUAUCUGUAAUGACCCGCCAGGUCAACACUUUGCCACCUCAUUUUAUGUGCCACCAAACUCCAUCGACUUCAACUCGGUCUUCGGAAAGUUUGACAUUGUCAAUAAUGGUGCUGUGCUGGGAACUUUAGUCGGAGUGAUAGUUUUAUACAUCAUAAUGGCGGUAUGGGCAUGGCGACAAGACAGACGUGACCAUGAAAGGUGGGCGUUAUCAUAUUUGUCCGACAACGAGAAGGACGAUAAUUAUAUAUAUCUUGUUACUGUCCAUACGGGACUUGGAAGGAAUGCUGGGACCACGUCACAUGUUUACAUGGCUGUCACGAGUAACAGACGGAGUACUGGCAUCCGAGGUCUGGAUGACGGCACAAACAAAGGAUUCGGAACUGGAAGUGUACGGAAGUUCAUUAUGUGUGUACCUAAAUGCCUGGGCAGCCUGACCUGUCUGGACAUCUGGCAUGAUAACAGCGGAAAAGGAAGUGCUGCCUCGUGGCUCCUCAGCAAGGUCGAGAUUAUGGAUCUACAGUCAAUGGAAAGAUUCACCUUUAUUUGUAAUCGUUGGCUAUCCCUGGAUGAAGAGGAUGGGACAACACAGUGUGCUCUACCUGUAUCUGGCCGAGAAGACCUGGACUCGUUUGGGUAUCGAUUCAGAGACAACUCUAGACAUUCCACUAACCGAUGGCCACCUGUGGCUCUCCGUCUUCAUCAGGCCAGAAGACAGUAACUUCACAAGAUUACAGCGGCUCUCCUGUUGCUUAUCUCUGCUCUUCCUGGCCAUGAUCGCCAGCGCCAUGUUUUACAGAACGGACAGCGGACAAAACCAAGUGACCUUCGGACCGUUAAAGUUU
Pecten maximus is the source of this 5209-nucleotide messenger RNA. RefSeq lists its product as uncharacterized. Bases 55 to 5085 code for a protein of 1676 amino acids. Lineage: Eukaryota; Metazoa; Mollusca; Bivalvia; Pectinida; Pectinidae. The transcript has 22 exons. The record is from RefSeq and is a predicted model, not a curated record. Gene Ontology annotation, molecular function: protein binding.